Molecule: messenger RNA, 234 nt
Organism: Penicillium verhagenii
Lineage: Eukaryota; Fungi; Ascomycota; Eurotiomycetes; Eurotiales; Aspergillaceae
Exons: 2
Coding region: 1-234 (77 amino acids)
Source: RefSeq, a predicted model, not a curated record
AUGUCGGUGAUUGGGGGCCCACCGCAGUAUAACGAGCCUUUGGACAUAGACCUUCCCAAUAUUGAACUCUUGAAGUUCACAACAAAGAGCAGCAAAUCCCUUUUUGAGGGAUACGGCUAUAUGGACCUGUGGGUGCGCAUUAUCGAACAGAGUGCGCCUGGGUAUCUGGUCUUUGAGGCUCAGGGGCGGGAGCUGGCAUUCAAGCUUGAUAAUCUGCGUAACUUUGGGUUUUGA